GGAAGGGGCAGGGGGCGGGGCCUGGGCGCGGCGGACGCGGCGCGUGCUCAAGGCGAUGGGGGAUGGAGCGGGAGGAAGAGGAGGAGGAGGAGGAGGAGGAAGGAGCCGGGGCUGAGGAGGAGGAAGGAGCCGGGGCUGAGGAAGAGGAAGGAGCCGGGGCUGCGGCUGAGGAAGGAGCCGGGGCUGCGGCGGACGAAGCCGCUGUCGCUGCCGGUGCUGGUGAAGCCGACGAGGAUGAGGAUGAGGAUGAGGACGAGGAUGAGGAUGAGGACGGCGAGGCCGAAGGCGUGGCGGCGCGGUUCCUGGCGCUGCAGCGCGCUCUGUCCGAGCGGCUGCGGGCGCUGCCGCCGCCGGGCCCGCCGGUGGCCGUGGUGUACGCGCCGCUCGAGUACGCGUGGGAGCCGCACCGGAGCUUCGUGCGCCGCUUCCUGCGCGGGCCCAAGGCCGUGCUGUUCGUGGGCAUGAACCCCGGCCCGUUCGGCAUGGCACAGACCGGGGUGCCGUUCGGCGAGGCGUGGCACGUGCGGGAGUGGCUGCGGGUGUCGGGCGCGGUGCGGCGGCCGCCCCGGGAGCACCCCAAGCGCCCGGUGCUGGGGCUGCGCUGCCCGCGGGCCGAGGUCAGCGGCGCCCGCUUCUGGGGGCUCGUCCGCAGCCUGUGCCCCGACCCCCGCGCCUUCUUCCGCCACUGCUUCGUGCACAACCUCUGCCCGCUCCUCUUCCUCGCCGCCUCGGGCCGCAACGUGCCCCCGCCCGAGCUGCGGGCGGCCGAGCGGGAGCGGCUGCUGGCGCCGUGCGGGGCCGCGCUCGCCGCCGCCGUGCGGGCGCUGGGCGUGCGGCUCGUGGUGGCGCUGGGCCGCGUGGCCGAGCUGCGGGCCCGCCGGGCGCUGCGGGACGCGGGGCUGGCCGUGCCCGUGGCCUGGAUCCCGCACCCGUCCCCCCGCAACCCCCGCGCCAACCGCGGCUGGGAGGGGGAGGCGCGGGCGCGGCUGCGGGAGCUGGGGGUGCUGCGGCUGCUGGGGGUGCGGGACGGGGGCGGCGCGGGGCUGGGGAGCUGGGGCGCGUUUAAAACCCCAUCGAUCUUGCUGCGAUGGUGCCGUAACCUGGCAGCAAUCGCCGCGUCCCGGCCGGAAAAUCCCCCCGGCGGCGACUGA
Messenger RNA from Haemorhous mexicanus (house finch), 1151 nucleotides. It is a transcript of the gene SMUG1, whose product is annotated as single-strand-selective monofunctional uracil-DNA glycosylase 1. Gene Ontology annotation, biological process: base-excision repair. The transcript is spliced from 4 exons. Lineage: Eukaryota; Metazoa; Chordata; Aves; Passeriformes; Fringillidae. The record is from RefSeq and is a predicted model, not a curated record. The coding region runs from base 63 to 1151 and encodes 362 amino acids. Gene Ontology annotation, molecular function: single-strand selective uracil DNA N-glycosylase activity; oxidized pyrimidine nucleobase lesion DNA N-glycosylase activity.